AUGCGUCCGCCGUCCCGCCGUGCCUCCGCGCAGCCAGCGGCGAGCGCGGCGAGUGCGCGCCAUGGCGGGGACCGCCGGGGCGGUCGAGAGCGCGGCAUCAGCAGCGCUGCGCGCGGUGCUGCAGCGAGUGGCGCAGGCAGCGGAACGGGCCGGCAGGAACGCCGGACAGGUGUGAUUGCGUGUGGUGUGAUGGUGGGUGGUGUGAUGGCGGGUGAUGUGAUAGCGGGCCGUGUGAUGGCGGGUGAUGUGAUAGCGGGCCGUGUGAUGGCGGGUGAUGUGAUAGCGGGCCGUGUGAUGGCGGGUGAUGUGAUAGCGGGCCGUGUGAUGGUGGGUGGUGCGGAAGGGGUCACCAUGCAAUGCAUGUGGAGAGGAGGCAGCCGCGGUGCAGGUGCUGCAGCGAGUGGUGCAGGUGCUGCAGCGAGUGGUGCAGGCAAAAGAAGGUGCGGGCAAAAGAAGGUUCGGGUGGUGGCGGUGAGUAAGACCAAGCCUGUAUCGUUGCUUCGGGAGGUGUACGAUGCGGGGCAGAGGCACUUUGGGGAGAACUACGUGCAGGAGAUAUUGGACAAGGCGCCUCAGCUUCCACCAGACACCAAGUGGCAUUUCAUUGGUCACCUGCAGAGCAACAAGGCCAAGAGUCUCGUGUCAGGAGUGCCGAGCCUCUACAUGGUUGAGACAGUCGACAGCAGCCGGAUUGCCAACCACCUGAAUAAGGCCGUGGCAGCAGCAGGGCGGCCUCCCUUGCGUGUGCUGGUGCAAGUCAACACGAGCGGAGAGGAGAGCAAGCACGGAGUGGACCCAUCAGCCUGUGUCGACCUGGUACGGCACGUCACAUCCGAGUGUCCAAACCUCUGCUUCUCAGGGCUCAUGACAAUCGGCAUGCCCGACUAUUCCUCCCGUCCCGAAAACUUCAAGGCGCUUGCCAGGUGUCGAGCGGAGGUGUGUGAGCAGCUAGGGCUCACACCGAGCGAGUUGGAGCUAUCCAUGGGCAUGUCAAACGACUUUGAGCAGGCG
Closterium sp. Naga37s-1 is the source of this 1011-nucleotide messenger RNA. NCBI's taxonomy places the organism in Eukaryota, Viridiplantae, Streptophyta, Zygnematophyceae, Desmidiales, Closteriaceae. The record is from the annotation of a GenBank genome assembly.